Suillus subaureus is the source of this 1980-nucleotide messenger RNA. RefSeq lists its product as uncharacterized. NCBI's taxonomy places the organism in Eukaryota, Fungi, Basidiomycota, Agaricomycetes, Boletales, Suillaceae. Bases 1 to 1980 code for a protein of 659 amino acids. The record is from RefSeq and is a predicted model, not a curated record. The transcript has 10 exons.
AUGUCAUCAGAUUCUGAAUCUUUGUCAUUAUUGCCACCAAGAAAACACAAGAAGUUGUCCUAUUCAACUGGAUCUUCAUCACUGUCAGAAUCAAGAAAGCACAAGAAAUUGUCUGAUUCUGGAUCUUCAUUGCAAUCAAGCAAACACAGGAAUAGCACAGAUGAGCUGCUUCAGGUGGUACAAACCAAUCACAGCAAGAAGAUUAAACAAUCAGAUGAUACAAAUGCGAUAUCCGACCCUAUUGAGAUGUAUAGAAACAUUGGACGAAAAGUUACCUGUGUACUUGAUCUCUUUGGUCUCCAGCAUGAUCGUGGAGACAAAAUCAGCUCUGAUCUGACCAAAGAUGUGAUAGAAUGCCAUUUGCACUUGUAUAAUGGCAUCCUGGAUUUUGUUCUGAGUCUUCGUGAUGAGCUUGACACAAUUUCUACUGACAGACUAUCUAAGAUCAUCUCUGCGAUAAUGAAAGGGAUGAGUGACACUCAGUCAAUGGCAUUUAGUUCUGUCAAACACAAAGGACUCAAGUAUGUGCCACUCAACAUGCACAGCAAGAACAACGCACUUGAUCCACCAAUUCCUGAAGUUGAAGAUAAAUCUAUGCAAGGCAUUGCACAUCCUCAGCUUGCCCACUGGCUCUGUCCACACAACAAACUUCACAUCUUUGAUAGCGACCCAGAGGAUGGGAUGGAGAAACUCCAGUCAGGCAAGAUCAAGAUGGCAGCUAUGAGUUGGCCUACUGGCUUCUACGAACAUGGCAUUUACGACCCACAAGAUAAGACUAAGGGUCUUUUCAGAAACCACAUCAUCACCCAAUUUUAUGCUCACUUGUAUAUUGGUCCCUUGGCUGUGAUGUCAGAGUCUACCUCAAGCAAAGCCUCAAAACAAGCAAGGAACCACGCAUUCGGUUUAUCAUCAGUGACAAAACACAUCAUCACAAUAGUUCACAUUAUUAUGUACUUCACACUCAGUCAAGCGCAAAACUGGACCAGCGAAAUUGGCACUAUGAAUCUUGAGGAAUUGUUUUGGAGCAUCAUUGACAUGCUUGACGAUGACGAGGAUCCAUGGGUCAAAGAUACCAUGGCAUGGUGGAUGGCCUGUAUCGGAGUGAAGACCAAAGCUCUCACUAAGAAGCCAGAAAAUGAAGACAAUGACAAUGAAGAAAAUGACAUUGCAGAUAUCAAAGCUCAGAGGUUGGCUAGACGUAGUGCUAUGAAGACUAAGGUUGCAGGUGCCUCAAAUGCUGUUAUCCAAGGACAAGGUCCUGCCAGGAAGAAACCUGCAGCCCCCCUACCUCCAAAAGUCAAGUGUCGCAGUGGCCAUCUUGAUACAUAUGAGGAAUCUGAGGAUGAAGAUGAGUCUCGUCCCCUGCCUUUGAAGACUAAACACCCCCAACUUGUCACUACUCCCCCACCUCCAAAGACCAAGCACACUCAACUUGUCGAGUCUGAUGAUGACAUUGAGGAUGUCAAAGCACCUCCCAUCAAGAAAAAGACGGUCCCACCUCCGAAGGCCAAACGCCCUCAACUCAUUGAGUCUGACGAUAACACUGAGGAUGUUGAAGCCCCUCCCAUCAAGAAAACAAUGGAUGUUGAGGAUGUUGAAGCACCUCCUGUCAAGAAAACAAUGGUCCCACCUCUGAAGACCAAGUGCACUCAACUCAUUGAAUCUGAUGAGGAUGUUGAUGAUGUCAAAGCACCUCCUGUCAAAAAAAAGCUGGUCCCUACUCCAAGUCUUCCAAUGCUCAAAUGUGUUCAACCAGUCAAGGCCCCAGAGGAACCUGCAUAUGAGGCACCUCCCAACAAGGAGACACCAGUCCCCUCUCGACCUGAGUCCCCGCUACCCAAGUUAACUGAAGACGAGUCAAGUGGUGCAUUGUUUGAACCCGAACCAUUGCCCAAGAAGAAAGGGAAGAAAGCUGCCAAAGUUCAAUGUGUGCCUAUGAAGUGGAACCCUACUCACCAAAAACGGCCCAACGGUUUCUAG